Chrysemys picta bellii (western painted turtle) is the source of this 2181-nucleotide messenger RNA. NCBI's taxonomy places the organism in Eukaryota, Metazoa, Chordata, Testudines, Emydidae. The record is from RefSeq and is a predicted model, not a curated record.
ACCCCUGCCGGGUGAGUGACUGACAGCUCCCUGCAGCCAGUGGCCGAGGGGCUGGGUGGUGGAGACAGGCGCCCGUCGCCCCGGUGACCGGUGGCGAGUUGGUGACUCGGGGAGGAGCUGGAGUCCUAGGGGACGGCGGACUUCUGCAGAUGAAGGAACUGGGAUGCCAGGAAAGCACCUAAGUGAAACAUGAAUAAGAAUUGCAUUAAUUAAGGGCUCCUCCUGUUCUAGAGAUUAACCAAAAUGUAUAGACCAGGGGAAACAGUGAAACGCCGACUCAAUAUGCAUGCUCCUCCUCGGAUAAGAAGUGUGGAAGUUGCAAGAGGAAGAGCUGGCUAUGGGUUCACCCUUUCUGGACAAGCUCCCUGUGUUCUUAGCUGCGUUAUGAAAGGAAGUCCUGCAGAUUAUGUGGGACUUAAAGCAGGAGAUCAAAUAUUUGCAAUUAAUGAAAUUAAUGUAAAACAAGCUUCUCAUGAAGAUGUGGUGAAACUAAUAGGAAAAUGUUCUGGAGUCUUGCACAUGGUCAUUGCUGAAGGCAACAGUCAUAUUGACUCAUGUUCUAGUGAUGAAGAAGUUGGUUUUUAUGAUGGGAAAGGAUGGCUGAAGCCAAAGCCUGACUCUAAAGCCUUGGGUAUAAAUAGAGCGGAGAAGGUUGUUGAAGAAAUGCAGUCUGGUGGAAUUUUCAACAUGAUCUUUGAAAAUCCUAGUUUUUGUGCUGGUAAUGUAGAGAAUUCAGUAUCAAAACAAAGAUCCCUUUCUGAGACUGCUGCUACUAAAUUUGAAACUGGACAUGAAAGUAUAAAUAACAAUCCUAAUCUACUUUCAAAGGAAGAAAUAUCCAAAGUGUUGCAUGAUGAUUCAGUUUUUCAAAUUGGACUGGAAAAUCCAGAAGACUUUGGGUUAGAUGCAAGUAUUUUAAAUGUUGCUAUGGUGGUAGGUUACCUAGGCUCGAUUGAACUUCCUUCAACAAGCUCAAAUCUGGAAAAUGACAGUUUGCAGGCUAUUCGGGGAUGUAUGAGACGCCUUCGGGCAGAACAGAAAAUCCAUUCAUUGGUGAUGAUGAAGAUUAUGCAUGACUGUAUUCAGCUCUGCAGUGACAAGUCUGGUGUAGUGGCAGAAUAUCCUGCAGAGAAACUGGCAUUUAGUGCUGUGUGCCCUGAUGAUAGAAGAUUUUUUGGGCUAGUUACCAUGCAGACAAAUGAUGAUGCAAGCUUGGCUCAGGAAGAUGAAGGGGUUCUGAGGACAUCUUGUCACGUGUUCAUGGUGGAUCCAGAAUUAUUUCAUCAUAAAAUUCACCAAGGUAUAGCAAGACGUUUUGGACUGGAGUGUACGGCAGAUCCAGACACAAAUGGCUGUUUAGAAUUUCCAACGUCAUCUCUACCUGUUCUUCAAUUUAUCUCUGUCCUCUAUAGGGAUAUGGGUGAGCUGAUUGAGGGAAUGCGAGCAAGAGCUUUUCUUGACGGCGAUGCAGAUGCUCAUCAGAAUAACAGUACAAGCAGCAACAGUGAUAGUGGUAUUGGAAAUUUUAACCAAGAAGAAAAAAGCAAUAGAGUUUUGGUGGUUGAUUUAGGAGGCAAUCCAAGUAAACAUAUUCCUAAUAGUGUAUGGGAAAAUCCAGUUGGAAGGGGACAGAAUCAACAUGCUUCCCAUUGGAAUGGCUUCUGUCAAGAACAAGAAGGAAACACUCAUUUAGAAAUAAUUCAGAAUGACAAAUCACAAAAUUUAAGUAAGCACUUAAGUCCUUCAGCUCGUAUUGAAGUUCCACUAGUUUCUUCUCGAAAUUCAGUGCCGCCAUCCAAGAAAAGUAUUGUAGGCAUAGGCAAUCAGAGAUGGUUGCCUGUACAUGUCUUACAAGAAUGGCAACAUGGAAAUGCCAGUGACCAGGAGUCUUAUACAGAUUCUACAGAUGGCUGGUCAAGUAUUAACUGUGGUACUCUUCCCCCUCCAAUGAAUAAGAUUCCAGCUGACAGAUAUAGAGUUGAUGGCAGCUUUGGUCAGCCCCAAUUAACAUCCCAUACAAAUGAAUGGUCUAAGAAUGUUUUUUGCACACACAAGAAGUUUGGCCCUCAACGCAAUAUUAGAAAGUCUAAAGAAGUUAAAAAGGUAAGAAUGUUCAUAUAUAGGGUACUGCAAAACACUCUGAAGUUACACUGUUACACAACUUAAGUUUUAUUAAACAUA